Messenger RNA from Lolium perenne, 291 nucleotides. The record is from RefSeq and is a predicted model, not a curated record. Lineage: Eukaryota; Viridiplantae; Streptophyta; Magnoliopsida; Poales; Poaceae.
AUGCCUCCGCGUCGCCGCUCCUCCUCCGGCUACCGCGGUGUUCGCGCGCGGCCGAGCGGACGCUUCGACGCCGAGAUCCGUUCCGGCGAGGAGCGCAUCCGCCUCGGCACCUUCGACACAACGCACGAGGCAGCGCGCGCCUACGACGCCGUCGCGUGGCGCCUCGGCGGAGAUGCUCGCGCCACCAUCGCCGGCCGUCACGACCGAGCAGUGACGGGGCGCAACCGCAAGCUCGAGCAGCGCAUGCGCAUCGCGGAGCAGGACGAGCGCCUUGAUGACCCACAAGUAUAG